This is a messenger RNA of Rana temporaria (common frog), 3332 nucleotides long. RefSeq names its product kinesin family member 2C (gene KIF2C). The transcript is spliced from 22 exons. The record is from RefSeq and is a predicted model, not a curated record. Bases 197 to 2413 code for a protein of 738 amino acids. Gene Ontology annotation, biological process: microtubule-based movement. Lineage: Eukaryota; Metazoa; Chordata; Amphibia; Anura; Ranidae. Gene Ontology annotation, molecular function: microtubule binding; ATP binding; microtubule motor activity.
GCGUGCAUUUGUUUAAAAAGUGGCGGCGGGUGAGCGGGGCCGGAGGUGCGGAGAUCGCUGUGUUUAUCGGUACGGAUUGUAGGGGGGCUGACAGGAGACACGGAACGCCUCGUCCUCCUUCCUCGGUGUAUACAGAGACGUGUGCUGUGUGAAGGCGGAUCUCGUUUCUCUCUCUCCCGGUUUACGGCGCCGUGUCAUGGAGCAGCUGAUAGUGAACAGGAUGGUGCCCGGGAUGGUCAUAAAGAUAUUGCGGAGUAAUGGGCUGGUCCACACUGCCAGCGUGACCUCCGUCAACCCGGACCGGGCCUCCGUCCAUGUGGAGUGGAAGGAAUCGGAUAUAAGUAAAGGGAAGGAGAUCUUGUUUGCGGAUGUGGUGUCGGUGAACCCCGAACUGCUGGAAGCUGCGUAUGACCCCCCCAGUAAGGAGAAUAUGCCCCCACAGAGGAACAUGGCCGCACAGCAGCAAAAUCAAAGACGCAAAACCUCCUCCAGAAUUCCUGGACUGACUAAAGAAGUGACUGCUACAACAGGGGUCGGUGUUGAGAGUGCAGCUCAGACAGCCCUUCGCGGUCGUUCUAUCAAGAUGUCCGCAAUUCCUGAAACCCGUGCGAUCGACCUGGAUAUGGAGGUGGAGCCUGUGCCCCAACCAACUGUACAGCAGAGUAUAAAUAAUUCUAUGAGAACGAGAUCCACAAAAUACAACAGUAUCGGAGAGAGCCGGUUAUUGCCACGAGUGAAUGAAUUGGUGGAGGAGUCGGCGGCCUCCACUGCAAAGAGCAACGCAGCCAGAAGAAAGUCCAACAUAGUGAAUGAGAUGGAGAAAAUGAAGAAUAAAAGGCAAGAACAGAGAGCUCAGAACUCCGAGAUGAGGACCAAGCGAGCGCAGGAUUGUGACACAACCGUACCCAACUGGGAGUUUGGGAAGAUGAUCAAGGAUUUCCGAUCCACCCUGGAGUGCCACCGGAUCAGCAUGACCGACUCGGCUGAUGAACAUCGUAUCUGCGUGUGUGUGCGGAAAAGGCCUCUCAACAAGCAAGAGCUAGCCAAGAGGGAGUUUGAUAUCGUAUCUGUCCCUAGUAAAAGUCUGGUUCUGGUACAUGAGCCCAAAUUCAAAGUGGACCUCACAAAGUAUCUAGAGAACCAGGCUUUCCGCUUUGACUACACCUUCGAUGAGACGAGCGCCAACGACAUCGUGUACAGGUUUACAGCCCGGCCUCUGGUCCAGGCCAUAUUUGAAGGAGGGAAGGCCACAUGUUUUGCAUACGGUCAAACAGGAAGUGGUAAAACCCACACGAUGGGUGGUGACUUCCUGGGGAAAAGUCAGAAUGUGACAAAAGGAAUCUACGCUUUUGCAUCACGGGACGUCUUCCUUCUCCUCUCCCAACCCCGCUACCAGGAUAUGGAUCUGGAAGUGUUUGUGACGUUCUUUGAGAUCUAUAACGGGAAGGUAUUUGAUCUCCUAAACAAAAAGGCGAAGCUCCGUGUUCUGGAGGACGCUAAGCAGGAGGUGCAGGUGGUGGGGUUGCUGGAAAGAGAAGUCGCGUGUGCGGAGGACGUCUUUAAGAUGAUUGAGGUUGGCAGUGCCUGUAGGACUUCCGGUCAGACGUUUGCCAACAGCAGCUCCUCGCGUUCUCACGCUUGCUUGCAGAUCAUCCUGAGACGGCGAGGGAAGCUUCACGGCAAGUUUUCCUUGGUAGAUUUGGCUGGGAAUGAGCGAGGUGCCGACACCGCCAGCGCAGACCGCAUCACCCGUAUGGAGGGGGCCGAGAUCAACCGCAGUUUACUUGCCUUAAAGGAAUGUAUCCGUGCGUUGGGACAGAACAAGGCUCACACCCCAUUCCGGGAGAGUAAACUGACCCAAAUCCUCCGAGAUUCCUUCAUUGGGGAGAACUCCAGGACUUGCAUGAUCGCUAUGCUGUCCCCGGGAUUAAGCUCCUGUGAAUACACGCUGAACACUCUGCGAUACGCUGACAGGGUGAAGGAACUGAAUCCUCACAAUGCGGAGCCUGCCGAUAAUCAGCAAAUGGAGACGGAGUUCAGUGACGGCUCUCGGUCCUCCUCCAUUGGAGGGUCGGAUUUCCAGGAUGAUCUCUCUCUGAAGGAUGAAGAGGAACUUUCCACUAUGAACAGUUUCCAGGACGCCAUGAGCCGGAUGGGGGAGUUGGAGGAGAAAGCUGUGGAGGAGCUCCGGGAAUUGGUGCAGAAAACUCCGGAAUGGUCCAACCUGCUGGAGGUGACGGAGCAGCCGGACUAUGACCUGGAGAACUUUGUGACGCAGGCGGAAUAUCUCAUCAACGAGAGUUCCAAGGCCCUCAUCUCAUUGGGCGAGUGUGUGACGUCCCUGCGCGCCGCGAUGCAGAUGGAGGAACAGGCCAGCCAACAGAUCACCAAGAGUAGGCGGCCUGUGAAAUGAUGACCCCCCCACCCCCGUGUACAGCGCCCCCUGUACUUUAAGCACUGUUGUUGUUGUUAUUAUAAAUAGUUUGUUUGUCUUUUUAAUGUUUGUCCCUUUUUUCAGACUUGUUGUGCUAUAGAGCUAAAUUCUGUAUAAAGUUUUAUUUUUUAUACUGAGGAUCAAUUUACCCGACCAGAAGACCCUCCAGUCGUAUUUCUUGAAGGACCGCUCCAGUCGCCUGCUGGCGUCUUUUUGGAAAGACUCGUAGAUCCCUAUUGGUGGUCUGUCAUUGCUUCCCCUUAGAAGGCCAUAAUUGAGUGGUUGGGUCUGUAUCCUACACUACAAUGGAGUCCAUCAGGGGGGACGCCACCCAUUGGCUUCAAAGUGGCCCAUAUAGUCUGAACAGAAAAUUCAAGUUGAUCUUUCAGGUUGUGUUUGUGGCUUUUUUGGUUUAACUUGCCAGCAGUUGUGUAAUUUUUGGGUGAACUUGUUGUGUUUGGAAUGGGUGGAGUUGGCCUUUAUGUGGAUUGUCAUGGGUUGCUGUGGUAAAUAUGUACUCUGUUGUUGUAACUUCAUUUUUAAAAGCUUAAAAAUGGAGGAAGGACUUGUCUAUGGGGAAAAAAAUCGCCACAUGGUCACCUUCGUGUGUUUUCUGGCCAACAAUAGAAGAUGGAUGAAGAUUCUGGUUGGGUGGCGCCCCCAUCUGUCCGUUCCUCCAGUUUAUGUACAGAAGGCUCUCGUGAUCGGCUCUCCCUCACCUGACCAGCAGAGGGAGCACAACAAGCUCUGUGCCCCCCCCCCCCUCAUGCUUGGCGCCUUCCUUUGUGGAGGUGCUUUAUGUACAGUUUUAAAGUUUUUGUGUUUAAUAUGUUUCUAUAAAGACAGAAAAUUGACUGGAAAGCAGUCUGUUUUAAGCAAUAAACAGCCGUGAUUACCA